Molecule: messenger RNA, 567 nt
Organism: Aspergillus puulaauensis
Lineage: Eukaryota; Fungi; Ascomycota; Eurotiomycetes; Eurotiales; Aspergillaceae
Exons: 2
Coding region: 1-567 (188 amino acids)
Source: RefSeq, a predicted model, not a curated record
AUGAAUAGGAAGUCGGAGAAUAAUGCAGGUGCAUUUCUUGCCGCAUCGAAGCCGACCAAUCCGGUCGACAUCAUCGCACGCAAAUCAUCGGGGUUUGGCUCAGGUCAGACCCCGCCGUCUGCGACAUCGGCCAGGGGCCACGGAGAAAGUGCUGCCAUCAAGUCUCCGUGGGCAUCACAAGAGAGCAUACAAUCCUCAGUAAACAGUCUCCGCCGCAAUCCAGAGAACAAUUACUACCGACAACAUGCAUGUCGCGUAUCUCGACGAGUAUCAGUGCUGGAUGACACUCCCAAAUCAUACUGCCGUUCAAAACCGGAACGCCCGAACUCGCGAAGUCGCAGGUUCCUCGACAAGAUGAGAGCAAAGAUCCAGAUUCCGGUCGUCUUGUCUGGUUUGGGGAAUGAGCCGCAAGAAGUUAUUCCAAACAGUAACAGGGGUUUCUUCCUCCCAUCUCGGGCGCUUUUGCUUGCAGAGAGUCGCCGUGAGUAUCCUGAGAGAAGUUAUUAUGCCAUGAAGGGUAUGCAUUGUAAUUUGAAAACGGGGCCACAGGCCUCCGAUAUUUGUUGA